This is a messenger RNA of Orbilia oligospora ATCC 24927, 882 nucleotides long. RefSeq lists its product as uncharacterized. Gene Ontology annotation, molecular function: magnesium ion binding. Bases 1 to 882 code for a protein of 293 amino acids. NCBI's taxonomy places the organism in Eukaryota, Fungi, Ascomycota, Orbiliomycetes, Orbiliales, Orbiliaceae. Gene Ontology annotation, biological process: inosine salvage; nucleotide metabolic process; nicotinic acid riboside biosynthetic process. The record is from RefSeq and is a predicted model, not a curated record. The transcript is spliced from 7 exons.
AUGCAGUCUUUCAACGACAUCCGACUCAUCUUGAACACAGCUCAAAUCAUGAGUUUGGUAAAAGGUGGCCCCCUCCAGCUCGUUACUUUUGACGGGGACGUCACAUUGUAUGAUGACGGGGCCUCUUUGAUCCCGUCAAAUCAAGUUAUUUCGCGAAUACUUGCUCUCAUGAGUAGGGGCAUAAGAGUUGGUGUUGUUACUGCUGCGGGGUAUGAGGAGGCAAAACGCUACAAUGAUCGUCUUCACGGGCUUUUGGAAGCCAUAAACUCCUCCGAGGCGAUAACUCCGGAGCAAAAGAGGAAUUUUAUUGUCCUAGGGGGGGAAGCAAAUUUCAUGUUCCAAUUCAAUUCAAGUGCACCACAUCUAUUGGAGAGCAUUCCAAAGGAGAUAUGGGCUUUGGAUGAAAUGAGAGCAUGGAAGGAUGAGGAUAUAACUGAGCUCCUCGACAUAGCCGAAGCUGCUUUGAACGACUCGGUUGAGGCUAUGAGGUUAAAUGCCGAUAUUAUUAGAAAAAGCAGGGCUGUUGGGGUUGUACCUAAGCCUGGGACGAAAUUCUUUCGAGAACAGCUCGAAGAAACUGUUCUUGCAGCUCAGAAGGUCGUAGAGUUAAGCGACGUUGGGAGACGGCUCCCAUUUUGUGCGUUUAAUGGUGGGAACGAUGUUUUCGUUGACAUCGGCGACAAGAGACUCGGUGUGGCUUGCUGCCAGCGUCUGUUUGGAGAUAUCCAAGGCAUAAACACCCUUCAUGUCGGCGAUCAGUUCCUUUCGGUUAGUGGGAACGAUUUCAAGACCCGAAUGGUGUGCACAACAUGCUGGGUCGCUUCCCCGGCAGAAACCGUCGAUAUUCUUGACGAAUUCCUUGAACUAGCCGCAACGGCUUAG